This is a messenger RNA of Aspergillus mulundensis, 1269 nucleotides long. Its product is annotated as glucarate dehydratase family protein. Bases 1 to 1269 code for a protein of 422 amino acids. Lineage: Eukaryota; Fungi; Ascomycota; Eurotiomycetes; Eurotiales; Aspergillaceae. The transcript has a single exon. The record is from RefSeq and is a predicted model, not a curated record.
AUGUCCACAAUCAAAGACAUCAUAAUCACCCCCGUAGCCUUCCACGACCCACCCCUCCUCAACAGCGUCGGCGUGCACGAGCCCUUCGCCCUCCGCAGCAUCAUCGAGGUAAUUACAGAAACAACCUACGGCCUCGGCGAGUCCUACGGGGACUCAACGCACCUCGAGCGUCUCCAACGCGCAGCAGAGCUCAUAAAAUCCUCCGCCCUCUCAAUCCACAACACAAACGCAAUCUACCAAAUAUGCGUCGACAGCUUAACCAACGACACAGCCACCGGCGGCGACGGCAUGGCAGGGAUGGUAACGACCGCCUCCAUCGCAGACAAACUCUUCUCGCCGUUUGAGGUCGCCUGCCUUGAUAUCCAGGGGAAGAUGGCCGGUGUCCCGGUCAGCGAGCUACUCGGCGGCCGGGUCCGCGAUAAUGUCCAGUACUCCGCGUACCUCUUCUACAAAUGGGCUGGACAUCCUGGGUCGCCGGACGACGAGUUCGGCGAGGCCCUAACGCCGGCUCAACUCGUGGCGCAAGCAAAGAAGAUGAUAGACGAGUACGGGUUCAAAGCGAUAAAGCUGAAGGGCGGCGUCUUCCCACCAGCGCAGGAAGUCGCCGCGAUUAAAGCGCUGCACGACGCUUUCCCCGGCAUCCCGCUCCGUCUGGACCCCAACGCCGCCUGGACAGUCGAGACCUCGAAGUGGGUUGCGGACGAACUGUCGGGGAUAGUCGAGUAUCUCGAAGACCCGGCGCCGGAGAUCGAAGGCAUGGCGGCCGUGGCAAGCGAAGCAAGCAUGCCACUCGCGACAAACAUGGCCGUCGUGGCAUUCGACCACCUCCCGCCCUCGAUCCUGCAGAACGCGGUGCAGGUCAUACUCUCAGACCACCACUUCUGGGGCGGACUGCGCAAAUCGCAGACGCUUGCUUCGAUCUGCGCGAUUUGGGGGAUCAGGCUGUCGAUGCACAGUAACAGCCAUCUGGGGAUUAGUCUUGCGGCCAUGACGCACUUGGCGGCUGCGACGCCGAAUCUGGAUUAUGCGUGCGAUACGCAUUGGCCGUGGAAGAGGCGGGACGAAGAUGUUAUUGGUGAUGGGGCGCUGAGGUGGGUUGAUGGGGGCGUUGAGGUGCCGCGGACCCCGGGGUUGGGGGUUGAGCUUGACCGGGAGAAACUGGGGAGAUUGCAUCGGCAGUACCUUGAGUGUGGGAUUCGGAAGAGGGAUGAUACGUCGUAUAUGAGGCGGUUUGAGCCGGAGUUUGAUGCGAGGAUACCGAGGUGGUAG